This is a messenger RNA of Xyrichtys novacula (pearly razorfish), 7211 nucleotides long. The record is from the annotation of a GenBank genome assembly. Lineage: Eukaryota; Metazoa; Chordata; Actinopteri; Labriformes; Labridae.
AUGGUGGAUGCCCUCUCAUUACUAGCUAGCACCAGAAAUGAGUGUGGUGUUAACACUGCAAAUGUCUUCCUGUUUGCAAGACCAAAAUCACUGAGCCACUACAGAGGACAGGAAUGUCUACGGGUCCAUGCAGAGCAGUGUGGAGCAAAGCACCCAAAACACUUGAGGUCAACGCAGCUCAGAAAGCAUGUUGCCACUCUCUCACAAGUUCUCAAUUUAAAAAACAACGAACUUGAUCAAGUUGCUGAUUUCCUGGGUCAUGACAUUCGUGUACAUCGAGACUUCUACAGAUUACCAGUUCCAACAACACAACUGGCUAAAAUCUCCAAGCUGCUCCUGACCAUGGAAAAAGGCCACCUGUCCAGCAUACAGGGGAAGUCUCUGGAUGAGAUAGAACUUGACGGUUUGUAAAAGAAAUACAACUUUUUUUUUGUUUGUUUUUGUGUGUUAUUCUUUCCUUUUUUUUUUGAAGGCAUCUUUACAUAUCAGAAGACGUGUUUGGAUAUAUUUAUCAAGAAAAAAAUAUAGAAUUGGACUCCUAAGAUGUCUUGGGAGACAUAUGUUUAGGCCCACUUAACACCAUUGAUUUUUCAAGCUUAAGAAGGGUUUUAAAUUGUGUGGUACUCAUGUGAGUUUUAUUGAUAUUACCAGAUGAAAUACAGUUAAGUGAUGGUGAGGCCAGGGAUAGUGGCAGUGAAAGCGACAACAGUGGCACAGAAGAAACAGGCUUGGAGUGUGGUACAGGCAAUCCCCGUGAUCCUGUUCCAGAGUCUACGGUGACAGAGCAGGUCCAUGACACUGGAGAUUUGGGUGGGUUUCUCCAUUUGAUUGCGUUUCAAAUUAUUCAAACCUCUAUUUCUGUAGAAAGAAAAACUCACUUUUGUUGAAUGAUGUUUCCAGCAGAAACAGGAUCAGUGUCUUCCACAGUAAAUGAGACUGCCCUUCCUUCUGAGGGUAAGCAAAGUCUUACUGUAAAAUGUUUUAUAACAGAAACAAGUAUUGAUCCAUGUUCUUCUUUACUUCAUUAUGUAAGAUAUAUCAUUUCAUAUCUUUUAGGAGACACUGCUGUUCAAGAGCGUGGUCCCAGAAGACUGACAAAGAAACCCUGGUCAAAGGCUGAGGUUGCAGCAGUAAUACGGCAUUUCCGAAAACACAUAAGUAAAGGGCAGUUGGCGACCAAAAACAAAUGCAGUCACUGUAAGGAGGUAGAGGACCCCGUGUUGGCAGGUAGAACAGUACAAAACAUUAGGGACUUUGUUAGAAACAGAGGGACAGCAUUAAAGAGGCAGUCACAGAAAGGCAGGCUGUAAAGGGUACAAAAACUGUGUUUUUGCUGUGUGUUCCUAGUGAUUAUGCAGUUGCAGAAGUUGCUAGAAAGGUAAUGUAUGGCAGUAUUUUUGUUUAAAAAUGGUUUGCAAAAGUGUAAAUAUGCAAAUGUGUGAACCUAUUAUUUAGUAUAUGUGUCUAUUUAAGUUGAUGAGUAUAGGUUGUUGUUUACACCAUACCUUCUCUCCAGUUGAGCUGUGUAAGACUAAUAAGUGUGUAUGAUGAUUGGAGAAAUAUGUCUGUUGAAGUAAUGCCCCCAGCCUGGUGCUCAUACCUAGGUGUUCUAUCUUGCUUUGUGCAGUGAAUCAGCUCCUGCUAAAGCUGGACAUGAUCAUGUCCAGAUCAUGCAUAUUUCAGAAAAAGAGAGAUACACUAUUUGGUAGGAGACUUUUUUAGGACACUGGUUGAAUAUGACUCAUAAAGUCAAGACAGUUCAGCAAAGCUGAACAGAUCAAAGUAAUGCACAGCUAGCCUGGGUUUAGAGCCAAUAGACCCCAUCCAUUUGCUUUUUGAUUUGUGUAAGCUUUGGUGGAUCGACACUUUUGGAUCAAUUUACACAUUUGCAAAUUGUUUGUUUAUAAUAAUAUUUCCUUGGUUUGCAAGGUUAUCAUGUUUUGGGACAGGUUGUUUGUCUGUAAGUGCUACAGUUUGUUUGAGCUUGGUUGAAAAUUUAAGCCAGUGUGGCAGUCUCCAAAAACUGUUGGUUCAACCCUGUCAAGGCUUUGGGUAUGUUGUCAGUGAACCAGUGGGUCACAUCACUGUUGCUGUUUGUUAUUCUGUCUGCUAAUGGUUAAGUUUGUAUUUUUUGUAGUGCUGAUGUUUUUAACAGCAAAGGUUCUCUCAUCUCAAGAUAUUUGCAAGUAAGAAUAGAUGAUGUUGCAUUAAAAAAACACCUGUUUUUUUGUUUAAUUUAGUGGGACUUCUUCGAUAGGCAGAAGGGUUGUUUGCCAAACUUAUAUAAGAUGAUGUUAUACUGAUAGACUGUAUACUGUAGUGGACAGAGCCAUACCAGUCCAGAGUUAAGCUGUUCAAGAGUUCAUUAUUCUGCCACGUUUAGUUGUCAGUACAUAUUUUAUGUUAAUAACUUGAAUGGCAAUUUCGUUGACCAGCCCAUAUAGCGUUUUUUGGCAGAUAAGUAGAGGAGGAAUGAAUAGAGAACACAAAAAACUAAUAGAUAAAGAGCCCUCUAACUUUACAUAGCUGUGAGUGUUUGCUAAAAACCAGCUAAGGAAUCUGUUCUGCUGUUGAUUGUUCCAACCUGAAGGAACUUUGGCAUGUUAUUGGAAGGUUAAAUGUGUGUUUUGGUAAACAGAGGUGGUGUCCUGGACUAUAGCUGCCCAUUUACUCUUGAUGCAAAUGUCCUCUAUGGCACAAACUCUUUAAAUAAUGCAGCUUCACCUAGGUAGAAAUAAAGGAGGCAGGAAUCCUCUGUCCAUUGAAUAAACAGUCUAUGGUUAUAUGGCUUUAAACUACUUUAGUUCAGUAAUAAAUUGCAUGUCCCAACAAUACUGUGUUCUGUCAUGUUUGUGUGUAUAUGCUAAUGAGGUGGGAUUUAAAGGUGAUGUCACUGUCCCUUUAAAGUCCGGAUAAUGUUUUUUGUGUCCCUAUACACCACAUAUUUGUCAAAAAUCCAUCUGUCCGCCUAAACCACCAUUUUGUUAGGGGGCUGUGUAUAAGGCCCCUGUAGCGAUUUGAAUUUAUAAUAAAUGUCUGAAGAUUAAUAAUCUCAAAUUAUGACAUUUAUGCACUCGUUGAAAGGGGCACCACCCACCCUUAAUGGUGGGAAAAUAAAGAACAACAAAAGUUUAAUUCAGAAAUCAAACAUUAAGUCAAUCUUAAAUUAAUCAAUCUCAUAUCUUAAGCCGAAAUUCUCAUUUCAGGGACUCCAUUUCUGGAAGAACACUAACAGACAAGAACUUAGAAAAAUAAUGAUCUGUUUAUUACAGGAUAAAUGAUGGUACAACAUACAUGCAAUAAAUGAUGAUAAGAUAAUGAGGAUAAAUAAUAAUAGGUGACUAAAUAAAGAUUCUGAGUCAGGCUAGGAGCACUAAAGUUAAUGAUAGUGAGUGAAUAUGUGCUAACAUAUUAACCUACACUAACUUUGGUGUCGAGAUAAACUCGGAUGUGGAUUUGGAGGAAUCUAAGAUUACCAGAAUAAGUGGAUAUCUGAGUUAUGAACGCAUGAGACAGCAUCAGCCCUGUUUGGAGCUCUGGAGGUUUGCAUACUUAAGUGAGACUGGUCCUUGAAGAAGAUGGAGCAGGUUCCGAAGGUCCGGGGCUACCGGUGGUUCAAGCGAUUCAGCUCAGAAGACGACUGAAGUCAGCUGAAGGAUGGGCCAGGAGUUGUAGCACUCGGGGCCUGAAGUAAAGCCGGCGUCUGUGGAUCCUGUGGAUGCUCGUUUGGAUGCUUCUUUGGUCUCACUCAAAAACUCUGGCACAGAAGAUGACCUGGCUCUGCUGGGUUGCGUUCAGAGAUGACUUUGAAAUCACGCAGAUAACUCAGAAAAACAAGGUUUCGAUGACCAGAGAAAACGUUCAAAAUUGGCUUCGCGAAUUUAAAGAAAAAUCAAUCAAAGGCUUAAUCUUGAAUUGCUAUGCGCACAAAAAGUUGAAGUUUCAAAACUUGAUCUAAGACGAUGUUAAAGAAGAAUCAAUGUGAAUCAACACGUGGCGUAAAACUUAGAAGACUAAGAAAAAGUAAGACUAAGUAGUAAGAGCUAAGAGAAAAUGAAGAGUGUAUAAGGGCAACAAGAGAGUAAGGGCACUAAGAGCGAAAGGGGAGAAGAGCGGAGAAGAAGAGAUUGAGCAACCCCACUUCACUGGUUUUAUCUUCUCACACUGGGAGUGUCUCCAGCAUGUGUAUGUGUGAGGAGAAAGAGGAGGGGUCGUGUGGUCUCCAAGCAGAGGAGACCUCGGAUCUCUGAUUAUUUGAUCUAACUUAUACUUUUGGCUGGUAAAAGAGUCAGAUCUGAUACUCACUCACUAUGAUUAAUAUCAUUGAAUGCUUGGUUUCAUGAUAAAUAAUUUGAUACUAAACACAUAUGAAUGAAGUGUAGGAUCACAUCAAACAUUCUCAUUAUGUUUUAAGUAUCACAUUGAACAUGCUAAAUUACUCUGAAAUGAAACUGAUAGUAACACAUGGAAACUGUGAACAACAAAAGAGUAAACAUAUAUGAAUGAACUUCAUCAUGGUUAAUAAUGGACUCUAAAUACUCACAUUCAGAUUAUUCAAUGAUAUUAUAACCACCUAAUGGUUAAAAUACUAAAUAAAUGAUUAAAAUAUAGACCAAACAUUUCUAAACCAUUUCUGUUACCUAGAGUAAAGUUAUGAUUCAUAGUCAAUAAAUUUAACUCUUAAAAGUUCAUGAAACAGUCUGAAAAGCUGUUGGUCUAAAGAACUUAAGAAUAAGGAUUUGUUCUGUCAGAGUGAUAACUUGGCUUUUGGAGCACAUAGAAAAAUGAGAAACAUCUCAUUUUAACACAAAUUUCAUGAUUAGACAGAUUAGUACAUUGCUGAAUGCAUAAGAUGUCAUGAUCAGUCAUUUGUAUUCUUUCACCAAAGGAACGCAGUUUUAUCAGUACAUGGUUGAGCAGGGUUUUAGACCGAGGUCUGGAGGUCAGUGUCCCCCCUUAUCCUGGGGUCCGUAUGUUCACACACUUUAAGACGUUAAAUCUCAAAUGGGAGAUCUGGGUUGAAGCGUUAAUGUUUAUUUAGAUGGUCAGCGAUGGAGUCAGUUUGAAAGGUAAUAAAAACUCUGUCUCUGUUCUCCGAAUUGACCAAUCGUGAAGAGUCAGAGGUUUGGUCAACCUCUGGUCGGGUCAGUUAAGUAACCUGAAAGUGCAAACAAGUCUGGAAAUAUUUAUAUCCUGUGUCCUGGGACCAGAUAAGGAAACUUUCCUGUGAGGAAUGUGUGAGUUUCACAUCCAGGGUUAUCUUGAUUGCUACACCCUGUAGGGUGUAUCUGAAAGCUAAAGUGACCCAAAUUUUUUUCAGAAUUUUUAGAGUAAUUUUAGCUUACUCCCAGAGCUCUCAGGCCAUGGGAAGGGGUAGUCCAUGUAAACCACCGCCGGGCUGGUUUGGCGAAAAAGUCCAGCUAAAUCAUAUAGGCCCGUAUGUGUGUGUGUGUGUGAGAGAGAGCGUGUGCGUGCAUGUGUGUGUGUGUGUGUGUGUGUGUGUGUGUGUGUGUGUGUGUGAGAGAGAGAGCGCGUGCGUGCGUGUGUACAUGUGUCUGUCAAAUAACAUCUCUAAUCAGAAUUUCUUUUCUCCAUAUCUAGAGCCUGUACGCUGACAGUGGAGAUUCCAUUGCAAGAGGUCCUUCUUCCCCACUCUUGUUUGAGGAUGAAUGUUCCACAGAGAGUGAACCUCACUUCAAUGAUGAACCUAAUGGCAGUGAAACAUCACCAAAUACCAGUAACUUUAUCCCUGAUAACUUGCAUGACAGUCUUGGAUCCAUUACUGGAAGUGAAGAAGAACACUCCCUUUUAUUUGAAGAUAGUCCUGAUGAGUCAGUAAAUUCUGAAACACAAUUUGGAGAAGUCAGUCAUGAUCGGUCUCCUCUGGAAAAUGAAGACGCCCUUUACACUGGUUCACGACUAACACAAUCUGAGAGUUUUUUACUUAUACUUUUCAUUUGUUUUGAGACAUGGACUAACAGGCUCUGUCUGAUCUCUUAGAUUUGAUCAAUAUCCACUGUCCAGAAAACACACAGUUAACCUCAAAGUAUUUGUUCUUAAAAGAGCUUAAGCCGGUAGAAGGUCACUUACAAUGUCACAUAUAUUGUCCAAACUGUGAGUACUACAUCGGUGACCAGGAUAGUGAAGGACAAUGUGUUGUAUGCAACACAACAUGGGAUAAAAAUGUCUCUCUAAAGAAUGGAAACUUCUUUAUAUAUUCACCAAUCCAAAAACAGUUGGAACAUCUUCUUCAAAGGGAGGAUAUUGCACAUUGUCUUAAGUCGAGAGAUGGCACAUGUAAUUCUGAAAUUUAUGAAGAUAUUGGAAGUGGUAAAAUGUACCGUAAUCUGAAAAAAAUUGGAGGUCCGCUUGACUGUACUCAUGGGUACUCCUUAACACUUAACUGUGAUGGAGUGCCUGUAUUCAAAUCAUCACUCUAUGGUAUUUGGCCAUUAUAUGGUAUUGUAAACGAGCUUCCUUACCCUGUCCGCAAAGAAAAUGUUCUACUUUUUGGCUUGUGGUUUGGUGAUAAAAAGCCAAAUGUUAAUUCAUUUUUAAAGCCAUUCACUUUAGAGUGUCAGAAGUUGUCAACUGUGGGCUUUAAGAUAAAAAGAAACAGCAUUUUGGAGCCAUGUAGAGUUGUGGCAGCUCUUAUGAUCUGUGAUUCGGUAGCUAGGCCCUUACUUCAAAACAUGACCCAGUUUAAUGGUCAGUAUGGAUGCAGCCUCUGUUUACAUCCCGGUGAACAAGUUGAAAAGGGUCACAGCACUGUCAGGGUAUAUCCAUACAAAGGUGUCCCAAAGAGGGACCACGCUUCAACCAUAAGUGAUGCAAGAGAGGCUUUACAUACCAAAAAAUCUGUGAGGGGUGUUAAAGGGCCCACAUGUCUGAUAAAAAUUCCACACUUUGACAUCAUAUCUGGCAUGCCUCCUGACCAUAUGCAUAAUAUACAUCUUGGUGUGGUUCACCAAAUGGCAAGCAUGUGGCUGGUCAGUGAUAACCAUGAGAAGCCAUACUACAUUGGGAAUAGAGUGAAUGAAUUGAUGAACAGCUCUUGCUUAUUAAGCCUCCUUGCAAUAUCACAAGAGUGCCCCGAUCUCUUCAGCAAAGGAAGUUUUGGAAGGCUAGUGAAUGGCAGAACUGGUUACUGUUUUAUAGUAUCUUUGUACUUAAAGGAAUUCUGCCCCAGGUAUUUUACCAGCACUGGUUAG